CGAGCUCAACAGGUUUUACUUUAACUGUGAGGAUCAGAGUUGUCUCCUCCUCCUGCUCUCAUGAACCUUCCAUGUUUGAACAGGAGGAUAUUUCACCAUUAGCAGGAUCGACAGCUCAUUGGCAAGACGGGAAACACCUCAUUAGCUAGCCAUGACAUCAAUACCAGAUCUGAUAAGGAAGAAGCGCGACGGGGAGGAGCUGAGCAAUGAGGAGAUCAAAACUUUCAUUCAAGCCGUUUCCACCAAAAACAUCCAGGGAUGUCAGACAGGUGCCAUGUUGAUGGCUAUUUGGCAAAAGGGAAUGGUGGACUCCGAAAUCCAAAGCCUCACCAAAGAGAUGAUGUUAUCUGGGGAAGUCAUGUCUUGGCCAGAAGACUGGAUUGUGGUGGAUAAACACUCGACUGGUGGUGUUGGUGACAAAGUCAGCUUGGUGCUGGCGCCAGCACUUGCCGCCUGUGGCUGUAAGGUGCCCAUGAUCAGUGGCCGUGGCCUGGCACAUACUGGAGGAACUCUGGACAAACUGGAAUCAAUACCUGGAUACAGCAUCCAGCAGUCAGCUCAGCAGGUCCGUGACAUUCUCAGUACUGUGGGCUGCUGCAUCAUCGGGCAGACAGAGACCCUGGUUCCAGCAGACAGAGUUCUGUACGCCCUGAGGGAUGCCACCAGUACUGUGGACAGUUUGCCACUCAUAGCGGGAUCGAUUAUCUCCAAAAAAGGGGCGGAGUCUCUCUCAGCGCUUGUCCUGGACGUUAAGUUUGGACGAGCCGCUCUCUACAAAGACAUAGACAGCGCCAGAGAACUGGCACAGAAGUUGGUGACAACAGGAAACGCACUCGGCAUACGCACCGCAGCGGCCCUCACCACGAUGGACGCAACUAUUGGUCGAUGCGUUGGAAACAGCGUGGAGGUGAUCGAAUCUCUGGAGACUCUCAAAGGGAGGGGACCAGAGGACUUGCUGCAGCUGGUCAAGCGCCUCGGUGGCGUGUUGCUAAAGAUGACCCAAGUGGCCACUGACCAAUCCGACGGUGAGAGGCGGAUUCUUGAAGCAGUUGCUAAUGGAACAGCUCUGACCAAAUUCCAGCAGAUGAUGGAGGCGCAAGGUGUGGCCACUAAGACAGCUCAGUUGCUUUGCUCUGCCAACACCAACUAUUACAACAUCUUCAGAAAAGCCAGGCAUCAGCAGGAACUAACAACAACCGAGAGCGGGAUUGUUGUGGACUUCGAUGGGAUGGUUUUAGCUGAGGUUCUUCACAGACUGGGUGCCGGUCGAUCACGUGCUGGGCAGGCUAUUAAUCACAGUGUGGGGGCAGAGCUACUGGUAUCAUUGGGUCAAGAGGUCACCAGAGGUGCUCCCUGGUUGCGUCUGCAUUAUGAUGAAGAUCCAACACCAGACCAGAUUAAUCGAUUGCAGAACGCUCUCACGGUGGUGGGAUCACAGGGAUUUCAGCAAGAGUCUUUGGUGAAAGAAUUGCUGCUUCCCAAAUGAAUGCCUGUAACCAUGAAUCACUUUAUCAAUACUUGUAAGAAAAGUAUAACCAGGUCAAAUAAAUAAGUCCACCAAG
This is a messenger RNA of Synchiropus splendidus (mandarinfish), 1562 nucleotides long. It is a transcript of the gene tymp, whose product is annotated as thymidine phosphorylase. Gene Ontology annotation, molecular function: 1,4-alpha-oligoglucan phosphorylase activity; pyrimidine-nucleoside phosphorylase activity. The transcript is spliced from 10 exons. Gene Ontology annotation, cellular component: cytosol. Bases 152 to 1486 code for a protein of 444 amino acids. The record is from RefSeq and is a predicted model, not a curated record. NCBI's taxonomy places the organism in Eukaryota, Metazoa, Chordata, Actinopteri, Syngnathiformes, Callionymidae. Gene Ontology annotation, biological process: pyrimidine nucleobase metabolic process; pyrimidine nucleoside metabolic process.